Messenger RNA from Arabidopsis lyrata subsp. lyrata, 595 nucleotides. RefSeq names its product cytochrome c oxidase subunit 6a, mitochondrial. Bases 80 to 388 code for a protein of 102 amino acids. Gene Ontology annotation, cellular component: mitochondrial inner membrane. The record is from RefSeq and is a predicted model, not a curated record. The transcript is spliced from 4 exons. Gene Ontology annotation, biological process: mitochondrial electron transport, cytochrome c to oxygen. Gene Ontology annotation, molecular function: enzyme regulator activity. NCBI's taxonomy places the organism in Eukaryota, Viridiplantae, Streptophyta, Magnoliopsida, Brassicales, Brassicaceae.
UGAGUCACAUAACCCUUUCAACAUCUGUUCCACAGAGUCUCAACACUUUCAGAGAAGAAGAAGAAGAAGAUCCCGGAAAAUGGCUACGGCGAUUGUACGUUCAGCUCUUUCCCGAGCAGCGAUCCGCGUUGCUCCGAGAACAUCCGUCGCUCCUAAGCGAAACUUUUCUUCUUCCGCCGGCCAUGACGAUGCUUAUGAAGCUGCGAAGUGGGAGAAGAUAACUUAUUUGGGUAUUGCUAGUUGCACUGCUUUAGCCGUCUAUGUUUUAUCCAAGGGCCAUCAUCACGGCGAAGACCCUCCGGCCUAUCCGUAUAUGCACAUCCGCAACAAGGAGUUUCCUUGGGGUCCAGAUGGUCUGUUUGAGGUGAAGCACAACGAAGGGCACUGAGUCUUGCGUGUUCACAAUAACGUCUUCUUGGUUUAUUUGAAAGGCUAAAAUGCUUUACCGUAUUUGUUCUUAACUUCUGUAAUGAUUUGCUACUCUCCUUUCUUUUGUUGGGAAAUAAGAGUUCAAACUUUGCUUGGUUUUUGUCCAAGACUUAUGUUUCCUUCAAAUCUCUUGUGAUUCAUUCUCAAUAAAAAGGAACUUCCUUAA